AUGAGUUUAAGUAAUCAAAUCAAUAAAAUCAAAAUUGCCUUAUUCGUUGAAUGGUUAGUUAGAAUUGAAAUUCCAGCUAGUCAGCAAGACCAAAUCUUUCAAAACAAAAACUAUUCAUUAGAUGAAAAAACUAACUACACCGUAGAAAAAAUUGAUAAUUUAGAAAUAACUGGCUUUCGGGGUUCUUCUUAUGUUUCUUUAAAGGGAAUGAUUGCUUUAAAAAGUAAAGAAAAAAACACUAAACAAAUUGCUUUUAUUCUCCAUUCGCAUAAGCAAACUUUACAAGAUUAUUUAAUGGCUAAUAAAUUCAAAGACUAUUUGCCCCAAACUAAUGUUCAAUUUCGAGAAAGAACUUUCUUUACUUGGCAAAAGUUUUUGGCUCUGUUUCCGGACACGGCAAUUGGAGAUAUUUUGUCGGGCGAAAACGAAGCGAGAAAGAAACAGGCCCAAGAGGAAGAAGCCAAAAAGCAAGCGGCCGAAGAAAGAAAAAAAUAUAUUAUUGAUUCCCAAGAUAGAAAAAACAAAAAAUUUCCCAUCGAACCCGAACAUGUGCUCCUUUAUGGUCCACCCGGCACUGGCAAAACUUUACUAGCCCAAGCGGUAGCCAAGGAUUCGGGUUCUUUCUUUGCUUACGCGACUGGUGGACAAUUUGCUGGUAAAGACCGAAAAGAAAAAGAGGAAAGGAUAAAACUGUUUCUGAGCGGAGUAGUUAAAGAAACCAAAGGCGAACCCUGUAUUUUAUUUAUUGACGAAUUCGAAAAAAUGAGCGAGGGCGAAGAAACCGCUACUAACAAAGCCGAACAAAUUGAUUUAGCUCUCUUUCGUUCGGAAAGAUUUGGCAAAAAAUUAUUAAUUACUUUUCCGGAAAAAGAUGAAUUAAAAGAUAUUGUUGAAACCACUCUAAACUCAUUUUAUGACGAAGUUCACCCAGAUGGACCCGGGCUUUUUGGCAACAAAGAUAAGGCAGUUUUUGUGAAAGAAUUUUCAGCUUUUAUUUUUAAAGAAAUCACCGAAAAUAAAGAGUACGAAAUAGACCCAAACGAAUUAGUUGGAGCCGACAUCAGAAAAAUAAUUUACAAAGAGGCGCCGGCCAUUGCCUAUUCGCGGGGAAGAAAAGCUAUCAAUAAUGAAGAUUUCAAAAAAGCGAUAAAAUAUACAUUUGAAUAUAACCGAGCCCAGGGUCUCCAACAAAAAGAAAUGAAGGUUAGUUUAGAAAAAAUGCUAUUAAAAACUAAAUUACAUAACAUGGAUAAGCAAAAAGAAUUCACUAAAUUUCAGUUUCAAGUUUACCAACUUUGUACCCAAAUACCCCCCGGCUAUGUUUCAACUUACAAAAAAAUUGCCGAAAUUUUGCGGAGUUCUCCCCGAGCAGUAGGGCAAGCUUUACGAAAGAAUCCUUUUGCUUCCGCAGUAGUUCCUUGCCACCGGGUGAUUGAAACAAAUUUUUUUCUUGGUGGUUAUCGCGGAAAAGAACUAAAUAUCAAAAAAAAGAAAUUAGCCAAAGAAGGAGUUUUUUUCACCCCCAAAGGCUACCUCCAAAAAGAUUUACGAGCAGAAAAGAUUUUUAAAAAUUUUAUGGCUUCAUAA
Messenger RNA from Entrophospora sp. SA101, 1587 nucleotides. Lineage: Eukaryota; Fungi; Glomeromycota; Glomeromycetes; Entrophosporales; Entrophosporaceae. The record is from the annotation of a GenBank genome assembly.